Messenger RNA from Hibiscus syriacus, 621 nucleotides. Its product is annotated as G-type lectin S-receptor-like serine/threonine-protein kinase At4g03230. Bases 1 to 621 code for a protein of 206 amino acids. The transcript has a single exon. The record is from RefSeq and is a predicted model, not a curated record. Lineage: Eukaryota; Viridiplantae; Streptophyta; Magnoliopsida; Malvales; Malvaceae.
AUGAAAGCAGCUUCAAGUUGGUCAGUACCUAACAUCGUUUCUUCCCUCUUAUCUAUCAACACAAUUUUGAUUCUGUUUUCUUCCCCUCAGUUCUGUUUCGCUAGAGAUAACAUAACAGUAAAAAGUAGACUCGCAGAUGGGGAAACUCUAGUUUCAGCUGGAAAUAGAUUUGAACUGGGGUUCUUUAUCCCAUCAAGCAUCUCCAACGUGAAGAGAUAUGUGGGGAUAUGGUAUAUCUCUAAUCCAAAGAUACUUGUUUGGGUUGCCAAUGGAAAAAAUCCAGUUCCAGAUAGGACUGGGGUUCUAUCUGUUGCAGAUGGCACACUGAAGUUAUCCGAUGACAAAGGGAACCUUUACUGGUCUGCACAGACUGGGGUUAAGCGUUCAACUCCGAUGGUGAAGCUUAGCGAUAACGGUAACUUGAUUCUACUCGAUCGGUCGAAACUAUAUCUUUGGCAAAGCUUUGAGCAUCCGACGGAUACAUUUCUUUAUGGUAUGAAGAUGAAUGCCGAUGUCUUAGUAACUUCAUGGCGCAGUGAAGAUGAUCCAUCACCGGGGACUAGAUUCUCAAUCGCGGCCUGUUGUCAUGGAAAAGAGCACCAUUUACUGGAGAUCAAGUAG